AUGGCUAAAAUUUCCAACCGUAAACUACCAAAAAAUGUCCAUUCAUCUCUUGAGUGGAAUUUUCAGAAUAACGAUCCAAACUCUUCCAGCGAUUCAUGUUGGUCUUGGUCGGAUGUCUAUAGAUAUCAAAGAAACAACAAUGCUCAAGACAACCGUGUUAAAGUCGUAGUGUCUGUGGAACAAACUUUGUAUGAUGUCGCUGAACUGCUUGAAAGGAGACUAGGGAUUUGUCUUUCUGGCUGCCAGUUUUAUCUUCAAGAUCGAAUCAAGCUAUUACUUGAGGUAAAAACAGCACAUGCAGGCUAUCCAUUUCGACUCAAUGUUGUCGAUAUUCAAAUCCCAGAAUCGGUUGAUCAUCAUGGACCUAACUCUACUAUACCAACCGAAAAAAGCAAACGUCCUGGUAUCGCAAAAGGACCAGGACAACAGAUAUCCAGUGUAAAUUCGGUAAAAAACGAGGAAUCAAGGAAUGAUAGUGCUCUUUCAAGUUCUAACAGACCAAUAAGUCCAAAACCCGAAUGUAUAUCCCCUCUCACUGUUGCCGCAGCUGUGGCAGCGGCAGCUGAUAUUGCAUCAGGAGGGUCUGGCUUAUUGGAAUCACAGCCUUCUCUCAAUGAAAAUGGUAUGGUCUCGGAUGAAUCCGUUAUUCCAGAAGCAUGCAAUAUUCUUGAUAUACACUCAUCGCAAAAUCCUUAUUUAGGAUCCCAGUUGGAACCUGGUGGAGUUCCUGGAGCUUACGACUUGGAAAGCUUAUCAAGAUGGGUUCCUGAUGGUCACUAUCGACGUUUAAUGGAAAUGAAUGAUAUUCCACGUGAUCCUAUUGAGUGGAAUUCGACACAGGUUAUUAUGUGGAUAAAUUGGGCUUGCAAACAAUUUAGGAUUGAAGGCCUAAAAGGCGAAAAGUUGUUCAACAUGCCUGGGUCUAGCAUGUUUGUUCUAACACCAGAUGAUUGGCGACGUUUAGUUCCCAACGCCAACGUUAACUUCUUAACUCACUUAGAGCUACUUAAACGGUGUCGAAAUGUUUGUGUUCCUUAUUGUCCACAACCCCCACAACAGAGCGCAACCCAAUCCCAAAAAUUGUACAGACAAAUGUCACGAUCCCGCUUUCGUAGCUCUAGAAAUUUGACGGAAACGAAUUCUAGUAGGAGUUUUGGUGGAAGUAUUGUAUUUGCGCCGUCGUACUCGGGAGCCUUAAAUUCCUACGAUAUGAAUAAUUCUAACCCACGAAUGAUGUGUUCAAAACCAGUGUUUUUGUCAUGUAAUGAUUCAAAUGGUCACGUUCCAACAUCCAGUACAGUUACAUUAAUGAACGAAACGACUGCUAAUCAGAACUCAUCCAACUACACAAAUAACGGGGUAUGCGAGUCGUCUUCAGGUGGUGGUCAGUUAAUUCAUGGUGCAUUUUUAUUAGCUCAAAAUGGUAACACUCUUCAACAAGGAAUUUCUAAUUCUCAAUCAUCUGCAGCUGGUCAAGUUCAACUGUGGCAGUUUUUACUUGAACUACUUACAGAUUGGAGAUACCGUGAAGCUAUACACUGGAUUAGCGAUGAUGGUGAAUUUAAAUUAAGUAAUCCUGAACAAGUAGCUGCAAUGUGGGGUCAUCGAAAAAACAAACCUGCUAUGAAUUACGAGAAGUUAUCUCGAGCAUUACGAUAUUAUUAUGAUGGUGAUAUGAUUUCAAAGGUUCAUGGAAAACGUUUCGUUUACAAAUUCAUUUGUGAUUUAAAGACUCUACUUGGUUUUUCAGCUGGCGAGCUAUAUAUGUUAGUGAAAAAUUGUGCUGAAAGGCAUUCACAUCGAGGGAAAAAGCGGCGUUUGACUACAGGAUCUACAUACUCUCCAGUAAACAGUCAUACACUGUCUACAUUUCCUAUAGACGAUAGGACUGUGUUCCCAAUACCCGCAGAACAUCCUCGUCCAAUUAAUUUUUUAAACCGUCCUUGGAGGCUGCGACGACGCUGGUGGGCUCGCAAUCCUUUGUCUGGUGUUUCACCACUUGGCUCUCCUCCUUACUCAUCUCCUUCAUACACUGAACGUUUAUCUUCUGAUUCUGCUCGACAACGAGACGAUGUUUCUGAUCGCUUCAACGGUUCAUGCUCAUCCAUAGCUGGUGCAAGUUCUCAGUUCAGCCAUUCACAGUUCACAGUUGACGAGGACUGGGUUGCCGCCGCAGCGUUAACGGAGGAUAUGGCAAAUGAAUCGUCCAUGAAUUCCUCCACUUCGAUCAAUAGUUCAUUUCGAUCUAAUGGAAUUUCUCUUCCCCAACCUCCCACUCCUAAUACUACUGUAACUGGCUUUGAUGAAGGAGAGAUAGCUUCCGCCGCUGCUUCAUUAUUCAGUCAAUCAAGCCAAUCAGAACCUCCCUUAGUAGUGGAUCAGACGAAUACCGUUCCCAAAAAGAGAAAGCUAUCUUCUAACUUAUCUGAUUAUCGCUGUGAAACGAAAGAGGUUAGAGAUGAUUCUCUUAUCGAAGAUACCGUAUACGGUUCUCGGUUAAGUCAUUUAGGUAGUACCAAGUAUAUCUCUAAUAACCGGUCAUCUAUGCGUAAUUAUGGUCCUGUUUUAUUAUCUAGUUAUAGUCAAGGCAUAGAUAUCGAUGCCUUUUUAGCUCAUUGA
Molecule: messenger RNA, 2619 nt
Organism: Schistosoma mattheei
Lineage: Eukaryota; Metazoa; Platyhelminthes; Trematoda; Strigeidida; Schistosomatidae
Source: the annotation of a GenBank genome assembly